Molecule: messenger RNA, 2333 nt
Organism: Didymella exigua CBS 183.55
Lineage: Eukaryota; Fungi; Ascomycota; Dothideomycetes; Pleosporales; Didymellaceae
Product: translation initiation factor eIF-2B subunit epsilon
Exons: 4
Coding region: 48-2183 (711 amino acids)
Biological process (GO): biosynthetic process
Cellular component (GO): eukaryotic translation initiation factor 2B complex
Molecular function (GO): translation initiation factor activity; translation initiation factor binding; guanyl-nucleotide exchange factor activity
Source: RefSeq, a predicted model, not a curated record
GCCUCGGCUGUUCACGACUGUACACAGUUUACCCUACAUCGACGAAGAUGCCGCCGAAAGGAAAGAAAGGCCAGGACAAGGGCAAGGGUGGUGAGGAGGAGCGUGAGGACCCUCUCCAGGCAGUGAUUCUUGCGGAUCCUUUCGAGACACGCUUCAACCCUUUCACACUUGAGCGCCCAAGGUGUCUACUACCCCUCGCCAACACACCACUCAUCGAGUACACCUUCGAAUUCCUUGCCAAUGCCGGUGUUGAGGAGAUAUUCGUAUACUGCGGCGCUCACAGGCAGCAAGUCGAGUCAUAUAUCAACCGGUCGAAAUGGGCUGCGCAAUCUUCGCCGUUUUCCAAGCUCGAGCUCAUUCAGUCGACAUCCCACUCGAUAGGCGACGCGAUGCGCGAUCUGGACAGCAGAAGCUUAUUGGUAGGCGACUUCCUUCUGGUUUACGGAGACGUCGUCAGCAACCUACCGUUAGAGGGUGCUCUGGCUGCGCACAGGGCGAGGAGAACAAAGGACAAGAAUGCCAUUAUGACUAUGGUGUUGCGCGAGGCAGGCACAACACACAGGACAAAGGCGCGAGGGACAAGCCCGGUUUUCGUUAUCGAUCCGGAGAAGGACAGAUGUCUGCAUUUCGAGCAGAUGCCAAACCGCGACCAGACACACUACCUCUCAAUUGACCCUGACCUAUUGUCUGACCACCAAGAACUCGAGAUUCGCCAGGACCUCAUCGACUGCGGCAUCGAUAUCUGCACACCGGACGUACUUGCACUUUGGAGCGAUAACUUCGAUUUCCAAGCACCGAGGAAAGGCUUCCUACACAGUGUACUCAAGGACUACGAGUUGAACGGCAAGACCUUCCACACGCAUAUAGUGUCCGAUCAUUACGCUGCUCGAGUUCGCAACCUCCACGCGUACGAUUCGGUCAGCAAAGAUAUUGUGUCACGCUGGGCAUAUCCGCUGUGCCCUGACAGCAACCUCGUACAAGGACAGUCAUACAGGCUUGGGAAGGGCAACAUAUACAAAGAGGAAGGCGUAAUCUUGGCACGCGACUGUAUCAUCAACUCGAAAACUGCCAUAGGGCGGGGAACCAGCAUCGGAGACGGCAGCAUCAUUACCAACAGCAUUAUAGGGCGGCAUUGCCAGAUUGGUCGGAAUGUGAAAAUCGACGGCGCAUAUCUCUGGGACUAUGCAAGCGUUGGGGACGGAAGCGUUAUCAAAAAGUCGGUCAUUGCGAACGAGGCUUCCAUUGGGCGGAAAUGCACGAUCGAAGAGGGUGCGCUCAUCUCAUACGGUGUAACUAUCGGCGAAGGCAAGACCAUCCGCGGAGAACACAGGAUUACCCGCGCCAAGCGGGGAAGAGACGGUAAAGAAGAGCUCGUCAGAGGCGACCCAGACCACGAUGUGGUUGGUAAGGGUGGGGAUGGCUUCGAGUUCCACGACUCAGACGAGGAGGAUGAGGACGAGAUCGUGGAUAGUCUCAUCUCCUCUGGCCCAUUGUACAACCUUGUGAACCUGUCUCAGGAAUCGAUAUCGACACUCAACUCGGAUUCAGAGGCAGACGACUAUGAGAUACGGCACGACCGAUCUGGAGCCAGCAGCUUCCUCUCGGUUGGCUCGCAAGACAGCCAACAUGCCGCGAAUUUCGAUCACGACGCUUCUACCAGCAUCUACGAUUCACUUGUCGAAGGUCACGAGUCUGCCAAUAUUCAGCUCGAACUCACAGCACUACGCAUGAGCACAAAUGCCUCAGAUCACCAAGUCCGACGCGCCGUCGUAAGCGCGUUCGUCAAGCGUAUCUACCAGCUCAUCAAGUCUGGUGAUGCUGUCAAAAAUGCUGUCGCUCAGGUCUUUGAUACUUAUAAGGAACUUAUCGAUCGCUGCAUCUUCGACAAGGCUCAAUCAGACAAGGCUGAUCAGGUUGACUUCUUACUGUUGCUACAGGCCGAUUUAAGCCACAGGGAGAGCGGCGAUUCCAUUCUCCUGCAGGCAGCAACAAAGCUCUCCAUGAAUGACCACGUUCAGGAUGAAGGUUUCUUCCAGUGGUGGGAGGAUGAGAAGAGCAGCGAAGAUGAGGACAUGAAGAAGGUCAGAGAAAAGACAAAGGCCUUGAUCGACUUCUUGCAGCAGGAAAGUGGCAGUGAGAGUGAAGAGGAGAGUGAAGAGGAAGAGGACGAGGAUUCAGAGUAGAGGUCGGGACAAGACUCAUGUUCAAAGCAAUACGUGCAUGUGGUAUCGUGACGUGCGACAGCAAGUGUGACCAGCGGCGCGGCACCGCAAACGUACCCCUGGAGACGUCCAGCUUGCUCUCUGUGGUUUUCAAAGCUCCGUGGACAUCGU